CUGACUGGUAUUUCGCCCUUUUAUUAGCUUAUAAAGCUACCAGACAACCCUCCUCCUCACUUCCGUUCCCCCCCCUACUCUUCCCUGAAAUCGUACACUAUUUUCAGCUCUCACCUCCUCUCUCCCCCAAGUAUUAUUUCCACACAUUUAUCAUUACAUAUCGCUCUCACUUCCCUAUUUGGCUCUUGUACUUCUUCGCCUCUCCUCACUUUCUCUCUCUACUCUCCUAACUUUAAACCCACCACAUCUCCUACUCCCACUCUCUUCACUUUUUUUCAAUUCUAAGCAAAACCAGUUUCAGAAAACCCAUUUAAAAAAUCCAACUUUUACUCGAAUCCCAUUGAAAAAAAGGAAGAAAAAUAGAAUAGAAAAAAAACCAUGCAUAGGUGCAGUAAUGGCUCUUCACAUGGCGGCAACAUGGUCGGCGGUCCAUGUUCGUGCGGUGUCCUUCACCAUACCCAAUCCAACUCCUCCUUCUCCAUGCUCUUCUCCAUGCCUAAUCACCACAAGCCGUACGAUCAUAUUCAUCACGAAACAUCGUACGAUCAUCAUCACAUGUACCCGUUCGCAUCCCCAUCAUCCUCCGUCGAUUGCACUCUCUCUCUAGGAACUCCCUCGACCCGUUUGACCGACAACGACGUCGUUUCCGACGACAGGCGUGCGCGCAACGGCGAGCGGCGCUCCGGUAACUGCGUUUCCAACUUCUGCUGGGACUUGUUGCAGCCCAAUAAGUCAUCUCCGUCUUCCCAUCACAAGAACGGCAGCCGCGGUGGCAAUAUCAACGGCGUUACUAACGCUGUCAGUAGUAAUAACGAUCCCCUUCUCGCUCGCCGCUGCGCUAACUGUGACACCACCUCCACACCUCUCUGGAGAAACGGUCCAAGAGGCCCCAAGUCACUGUGCAAUGCCUGCGGCAUUCGUUUCAAGAAAGAAGAGAGACGUGCCACUGCGGCAACAGCCAACGGCGGUGGUUCGAGUGUCGUAGGAAUGGAGUCUAACGGAUACCACCACCACAACUCAUGGAUUCCGCACUCGCAGACCCAGAAAAUGGCAUGCUUUGGUAACGAAUUUCGGUUCAUCGAGGACGACACCGUGCACCACGAAAACGACAUGAACGGCAUCCCCUUCCUGUCCUGGCGCCUCAACGUCACUGACAGGCCAAGCCUCGUCCAUGAUUUCACAAGAUGAUCAACUCAUGAAGAUGUUGAAGAUUACUUAUUUAAACUGUUGCUUAGUUUGUUUUUCUUUUCUCAAGUGUUUUUCUGUUUAUUUUUAUUUUAUUUUUUGGUUUCUUGUUUUUAUGAAGUUACAUAUAAAUUAAGCUACUACGACGUUUCUGUUAUAAUGGACGAUCAUGAUGAUUAUGACUA
Pyrus x bretschneideri (Chinese white pear) is the source of this 1370-nucleotide messenger RNA. Its product is annotated as GATA transcription factor 18. The coding region runs from base 379 to 1188 and encodes 269 amino acids. Lineage: Eukaryota; Viridiplantae; Streptophyta; Magnoliopsida; Rosales; Rosaceae. The transcript has 2 exons. Gene Ontology annotation, biological process: regulation of DNA-templated transcription; flower development. Gene Ontology annotation, molecular function: sequence-specific DNA binding; zinc ion binding; DNA-binding transcription factor activity. The record is from RefSeq and is a predicted model, not a curated record.